UCAAGUGCGACGGCUCCGGUUGAAUUGCCUGUUCAAAACUGUAUCGGUUAAAUUUGUCAAAAAGUUGCGACCAAGAGUCCGCUUGAAUUCUUACCAGCGACUAUAAUACUUUAAACAUUUCACUGCCGAAUUCACGAUCAAAAUGGCUCACAAACAGAUCUACUACUCGGAUAAAUACACAGAUGAACUUUACGAGUACAGACACGUGGUCUUACCGCGGGAACUAGCCAAACAGGUCCCUAAAUCCCACCUGAUGUCCGAGGAUGAGUGGAGGAGACUGGGGGUGCAGCAGUCACUGGGAUGGGUCCAUUAUAUGAUCCAUGAUCCUGAACCUCAUAUUUUGCUGUUCAGGAGACCUCUACCGAAGCAGUGACCGUAACGGCUGGAGUACUCCUCUCUUCUGGAUCAUUCCUGUGGAUUAAUCUAGUAUUCAGUGAAUACUUGCAUACUUUACCACGUUUUUGACUCCUGUGUUAAUAAUGCUGUAUUUAACAGUGCUUAUGCAUGGACACAGAACCAAGGGAAUAUGGGGAAAUGUGUUUUCAGUGAAAAUCGCAGGGCUCUUAAUUCAAUCAUGUGCCUUUCAGGUGAAGCGAAACCUUUGUGUGUCAAAUAAAAGUCUGUGGAGCAUCAUUCAGCAUUUAAAAAAAAAACCUUAAUCAGUGUUUAUCAUAACUGCAGCGUAUUUGAGAACCUAUAGCAGGAUUAUGUUUGUGUUUAGGAAGGGUUGUCUGUAAAAGUUUGUGUUUUGGUGAGGCUUGAAUAAUUCUCAGGUUGCAUUGAUACUUCAGGGAAGGCACGUGUAUUCGUAUUAUGUUCGUAAAGAUGUGCAUACUUUUAGAUUUUUAAUAAUGUAAAGGGAAGUAGGAGUAAGAGCCCUUAAAUAAAACCUCAUACGCCAUCAUUAAAAAUGUUUGUAUUUACAGGCUUGUUUAACAGGACUGUGUUGUAUAUUGUUAACUUUGACAGGGUUUAUAUGCAAGAACAAAUACUUUUGAUGUAUAUCAGAACAAAAUGAUAAAGACAAUUAUGAAUGCGCUGUUGUUUUGUUCUUGUGACUUAAAAAUAAAUGCAGCUCUGUUGAUGAUUA
Messenger RNA from Paramisgurnus dabryanus, 1090 nucleotides. Its product is annotated as cyclin-dependent kinases regulatory subunit 2. The record is from RefSeq and is a predicted model, not a curated record. Gene Ontology annotation, molecular function: cyclin-dependent protein serine/threonine kinase regulator activity. Lineage: Eukaryota; Metazoa; Chordata; Actinopteri; Cypriniformes; Cobitidae.